UUUUUUUUUGGAUAUUAUUGAUCUAUUUUGAAUCAUGACUGUGAUCAUCACAGCUUUAGUACCGUUCCUUUUUCUUGGAGGAUUUAUGAUGACUGCUAGAUCAAUCAUGAAUUAUUAUAUACGAUACAAAGGUCAUUCCAAGUGUGAAGCAUGGUUUGAUGAAUACAAAGAAAAAGAAGCCUACGAAGCGAUCAAGCAGGCAAACAAUGUGGGUAGGCAUCAUGUGAUGGCCAGUCUAUUGCUUCGAGCCAAGGCAUGUGUGCAUCGUCUUCAUCAGGUAGAGAUGGCCAAGCCUGCAUUAUCAGAAUUGUUUCAACGGCAAUAUAUCGAUCAGUUAUUAUGGCAAUCCCUUUUGGAGGCUGAACAAUUGAUGGUAUCUGAGGUGGCAAGUAUCGUGCAAGAAGCCAAACAAUUUCAUCCAGCUUGGUCUCGCACUAUCUUUGUUACCGCUUUACACAUGUGGGAAUAUGAAAAGCUCGCUUUGAUCCCUACCGAUGUUCAGCGUGAUUAUCGUCCCAAGGCAAUUCAUUUUGAAAAAUUAAAAAAUGAAUAUCAUGAUGAUGAUGAUGAUGAUUUGUUUAUAUUGAAUAAUGUUGAUGAUUUGGAUUAAAUGUCUGUGCAAC
This is a messenger RNA of Halteromyces radiatus, 623 nucleotides long. RefSeq names its product Pre protein translocase subunit Sec66-domain-containing protein. Gene Ontology annotation, cellular component: Sec62/Sec63 complex. The record is from RefSeq and is a predicted model, not a curated record. The transcript is spliced from 2 exons. NCBI's taxonomy places the organism in Eukaryota, Fungi, Mucoromycota, Mucoromycetes, Mucorales, Cunninghamellaceae. The coding region runs from base 35 to 610 and encodes 191 amino acids. Gene Ontology annotation, biological process: post-translational protein targeting to membrane, translocation.